Molecule: messenger RNA, 879 nt
Organism: Ilex paraguariensis (yerba mate)
Lineage: Eukaryota; Viridiplantae; Streptophyta; Magnoliopsida; Aquifoliales; Aquifoliaceae
Source: the annotation of a GenBank genome assembly
AUGCCAUUGCCUGCUUGGCUUAAUUGUGAUGAUGCCAUAGCAACGUAUGGGUUAAACCAAUCAUACAUAUUUGUUCGGGAGCAAUAUGGGCUAAUGAAUCAUGGGCAUCGUAGUAGAAUUAGGACUCAAAGGAAACUUGGUGUCUAUAGAGUUUCUUAUAGGGUCAAAUCUAUUAGGAAUAGGAAGUGCUUUGACCUUGGUAUACCUGGGGAGCAUUCUGGGAAAGACGCGAUUACUCCAACAAAUAUGGUGGCAGCUGAUUUGGAUGAAAGUCAAUUUGAUUUGCCGUUGCAGAUGCCAAAUCAUCCAGCAAAUAGUGAUCAGGAAAAUAUUGCUCAGCAAAUUCAUGAUGUUGAUGUGCAAUGGGAAGAUGUUGUGCAAAGCAAAUUGAACAAACAAUUAACAGAUUCUUGGGAUUCAACUUUUUUAAUCGACCAUAAUUUUGCAUGCAUAGAAGGUUCUAAAAUGACUCUGGAUGAUGAUAGGGGAUUUCAAAUUACUAAAGAAUAUCCGGAUAAAGGAUUUUAUUCAGAGGGGGAGCUUUCAGGAAGUCUGAACUAUGUAGAGGUUGAUUCUCAUGACUCUGAUGCAGAAGUGACCUAUGACCUUAAUUUCAUACCACAUUUAGGCGAUCAUUCAGGCAAAGAUAUGGACACUACUAUUAUUCAGAAUCCUUUGAUUAAUGAAUCCUUCCAAUUCAAAGAGUUUCCAAAUGAAGAGACAGAGGCUCCACAGACCAUGGACUCAGCUGAUGCAGAAGCUGUAGAUACAAAUGUGUAUGUAGAGGAAAUUCAUGAUACUACUGUUCAUGCAACUAUUCCCUUAAAUGUUCAUGCAGUAGAAACAGAGGCUGAAACUUUGGCAAAAAAUGCUCUCUGA